Messenger RNA from Linum tenue, 1972 nucleotides. Lineage: Eukaryota; Viridiplantae; Streptophyta; Magnoliopsida; Malpighiales; Linaceae. The record is from the annotation of a GenBank genome assembly.
CCUAAUUAGUAAUUACUAAUUACAAUUGGAAUAAUUUUUUACCCAAUCAUCUCUCCCGUCGUCGCAAUAGACUCUCCUCUGCCGCUGAAGUUCACCGCCGGCGAAGUCAGAAUCCCCACCACCACACCUGCACCAUUCUCCGGCAGAAAGCAGUAAAUUAGAUCCUUUCCCUUUCUUAAAUUAUCAGUUUCUGUGUUGGGAUUAAAUUCCUCGUCUUGAUUACGGCCAGCCAUAGAUUUUUUUGGUUAGUUUGUGAAAUAGAAGUGAAUCGGGCAACUGCAGACGCCAUGCGGCUGCGUUGAGAAGCUAAGAUUUCUAUUGGGUAACGAAGAAAUGUUCUUGCGUUAUCGUCUUAGUAGCAAAGAUUAUUCUCCUUCGAGCCCACCUAGAGAGUUCGAUCCUUUGGAAGUAUAAUAAACGCUGCUACAUCUUUUGAUUUUGAUUGGGCGAACAGAAUCGACCGAGUUGUCACAGUCCCAAGCAAGUUCCAGAAAGAUCGGUUAAACUCCAUAAGAACUAGAGUGAAAUUCUAUUCUUGUUGAUGGGGGAGCUGGCAGCUGAUAAGCAUGUGAAAUACAUUCUGGCUGUUGAAAAGAGAAAGGAUAAUUUUGAAUCUGCUGUGCUGGAGCACUUGCGAAUGAAUGGGGCUUAUUGGGGGUUGACCACCUUGGAUCUGCUGGGAAAGCUUGAUGCGGUAGACUCCAAUGAGAUUAUUGAAUGGAUCUUGAAGUGCCAACAUGAGUCUGGUGGAUUUGCUGGUAAUGUUGGGCAUGAUCCACAUAUACUGUAUACCCUAAGUGCCAUACAAGUUUUGGCCCUUUUUGACAAACUUAAUGUUCUUGAUGUUGACAAAGUGUCGACUUAUAUUGCAGGACUGCAAAACGAGGACGGAUCCUUUUCUGGUGACAUCUGGGGAGAAGUGGAUACCCGGUUCUCCUAUAUUGCCAUAUGUGGUCUCUCCAUAUUGAAAUGCUUGGACAAGAUUAAUGUGGAGAGAGCUGUGAACUACAUCAUAAGUUGCAGAAAUGUAGAUGGUGGAUUUGGAUGUACACCUGGUGGCGAGUCUCAUGCUGGACAGAUAUUCUGUUGUGUGGCUGCCCUUGCCAUUACGGGGGCUCUACACUAUGUUGACAAGGACCUCCUUGGAUGGUGGCUGUGUGAGCGACAAGUGAAAUCCGGUGGCCUGAAUGGCAGACCCGAGAAGCUUCCAGAUGUUUGCUAUUCAUGGUGGGUUCUUUCUAGCUUAACCAUGAUUGACAGAGUUCAUUGGAUUAGCAAAGAGAAGCUUAUCAAGUUCAUUUUGAACUGUCAGGACACGGAGAAUGGAGGGAUCUCGGAUAGACCAGAUGAUGCUGUUGAUAUCUUCCAUACAUAUUUUGGAGUUGCUGGACUGUCUCUCCUUGAAUAUCCAGGAGUGAAAGCUGUAGAUCCAGCUUAUGCCUUGCCGGUUGAUGUCGUUGAUCGAAUUUUCUUCGGCAAGUAAUUUACAUGCAGUGCAAGUUAACCAUAGGAAACGGUACAGCUUUCAAUCUUUCUGCAGCUCCGUUUGUCUUGAACUCUUCCAAUAGCAGCUUUCCUCGAGGGGUCUUUGCACAUAUUCCACACAGGGCGACUGUGGGUAUCUUGGACUAUGGGCCAUUUUUCCUCUGUGCAGAUGCUGUCGUGUUACCUUGGUAUCCUUGGAAAAACAUUUUUGAACUUUGUUGACAUUGACGAUUCGUGUGCUUUAAGAACACAAUAGUAGUAACUAGUAAGAUGUUUAUCGAACAUGGAGAAGGUGGUGUCAUGGGAACCCGCAAAUGUUGGUCCCUCUCCUCAAACCCUGGUCCAACCUCAGAAAGCAAAUUUGCCUGUUCUUGGACCAACGCUUGGCAACCAAGUUUCACUGUCUUCAAGGUUAUUGUCAUCAUGGUCAUGGAUUAUGUCUCAAUCAAAUCAACCCUUCAAUAUGAUCGUUUAUAAGAAUGAGAGA